Molecule: messenger RNA, 3072 nt
Organism: Pangasianodon hypophthalmus (striped catfish)
Lineage: Eukaryota; Metazoa; Chordata; Actinopteri; Siluriformes; Pangasiidae
Gene: septin9b
Product: septin 9b
Exons: 12
Coding region: 379-1971 (530 amino acids)
Biological process (GO): cytoskeleton-dependent cytokinesis
Cellular component (GO): cell division site; septin ring; septin complex
Molecular function (GO): GTPase activity; GTP binding; molecular adaptor activity
Source: RefSeq, a predicted model, not a curated record
GGGGGACAGAGAGGGGGGGAAAGAAAGGGAGAGACGGAGAGAAGAAAGAAAAGUUGGUCCAUAAAGAGAAAAAAAAUUCUCUUUGAGAUUUGCAGGAGGAACAAAGAAGAAAGAAAAAGAGGACUGAAGGAAAAAGAGAGAAGAGAGGAAAGUUGAGAAAAGGAACAGAAGAGAAAGAGAAAAGGAGAGACAGAAAGAGGGAGGGAGGAGGGGAAAGAGAGUGACUAACUGGACUGUUGAAUAGAGGAAGUGUGUGAAUAAAGGAAAGAAACGGAGUGACUCAGUGGACUUAGUGAAAAAGGAAGUGUGAGUGUGUGUGUGUGAGUGUGUGUGUGUGUGUGUGAGUGCAUGUGAACGCAGUGAGACACUCAGAGCUCCAUGUGGAUCAGUAAUGCCGGAAUGGAGAGAGACAGAAUCUCAGCACUGAAGAGGUCAUUUGAGGUCGAGAACGUGGAUUCAUCUUCGCAGUCUUCCUCUCCUCACAUGCGUCGCUCUCCCUCCAUCCAGCGCAGCUCCAUCUCUCCGUCCAUCAGCCGCCAUCAUGAGCUCGGUGCCAACGGUGCCAUCAAACCCAAACCACAGACUCCUGAAGCUGCUUCACGCCGCGCAGAGCUCAGCAUUGGCAUCAACACCAAAGCCGUCGACAGCUCACCCAGUGCUGGCAUCUCCCGCUUCAGCCUGAGGAAGCCCGACGUUUCAGGCCACAACAAGAUGCCAGAGGUGCAAAAGCCCUCUGGAAUGUUCAGCAAGACCCACGAGACCACCGCUCCAAUCGUCAGGACGCCAUCCAAUGCCAGCGCGAGACAACUCCCCGAGACUCCUUUCCGGAGGAACGAACCCCCGGAGAGCAGCGUCAGCAAGCCAGAGGUCAAAGGUCAGGAGAAUCAUCAACAUUCAUCUGCGAUCACAAUCAGGUGCUCAUCUCCCAGUCAUGCUGAACGGAAAUCACCCAUCAAUGAUGCACACAGAUCAGAGAUCAGCACCGGUUUCCACGGCAACAUGGCAGACAAGGGGGUGGACAAGGGGGCGGAGCUUGGCUACGUGGGCAUCGAUGCCAUUUUGGAGCAGAUGAAGAGGAAUGCGAUGAAGCAGGGCUUCGAGCUCAACAUCAUGGUAGUGGGUCAGAGCGGUCUCGGUAAAUCCACUCUCAUUAACACUCUGUUCAAGUCCAAAGUGAGCCGCAGGUCAGUGAUGCCGAGCGAGGAGGAGAGAAUUCCCCAAACCAUCGAGAUCAAGUCCAUCAGCCACGACAUUGAAGAGAAAGGUGUGAAGAUGAAGCUGACGGUGAUCGACACACCAGGAUUCGGAGAUCAGAUCAACAACGAGAACUGCUGGAUGCCGAUCAUGAAGUUCAUUAACGAGCAGUACGAGGCGUUUCUGCAGGAGGAGAUCAACAUCAGCAGGAAGAAGAAAAUUCCAGACACACGUGUGCACUGCUGCAUUUACUUCAUCCCACCGACAGGACACUGUUUGCGGCCAAUAGAUAUUGAGUUCAUGAGGCACCUGAGUAAAGUGGUGAACAUUGUUCCGGUGAUUGCUAAAGCUGACACGCUAACGCUGGAGGAGAGAGACUUCUUUAAAAAGAAGAUCAGGGAGGAUCUGCGAGCCAAUGAGAUUGAGGUUUACCCUCAGACGGAGUUUGAUGAGGACGCAGAGGACAGAAUAAUCAACGAGAAGAUCAGGGACAUGAUACCCUUUGCUGUGGUUGGCAGUGAUCAGGAGUACCAGGUGAACGGGAAGAGACUUCUGGGUAGGAAAACACGAUGGGGCACAGUAGAAGUGGAGAACGUAGUGCACUGUGAGUUUGCGUAUCUGCGGGAUUUGCUCAUCAGGACACACAUGCAGAAUCUGAAGGACAUCACCAGCAGUAUUCACUACGAGGUGUAUCGCGUCCGCCGACUCACCGAGAGCAACACACACACCACACACUCCAACGGAGAGGCCAACGGCGUGCUCACACACGAGAUGUAGACGUCCAUCCUAUCUGUCCAUCCGAUCUGUCCAUCCUUCCAUCACUCUGUUCCUCCAGAUCCAACAUGUGGACUGUAGAAAUGCUAGUACAUAUCCGUGAUGUGAAACUGAAGUGUGUGUGUGUGUGUGUGUCUUUAGCAUCAUGCGCGCUGCCUAAAUCUCAGAGCGAUGAUGUAAAACUUCAAGCUGGAGUAAUUUUUUUUUAAAAAAAGUACUGAAGUUGCGUUAUGAUGUCACAAGGCUAACAUUAGCUCGCUAAUGCAAACACACGCUGAUUAGCCUAGGUCAUUUUGAAGCACAGUUCAAAAUCUUCGCUAAAUGACCAACUGAACAUUAUUUUGGAAACUAAAAUGAAUUAGCUUUGUUUUAAGUAUUUUAUAUUUAUGGAUAUAAACGUGAAAGAUAAUUGUCAUUACAUCAAAUUGUGUAAUUUAUCUCAACAAUGUGUUAUUGAGUAGUUUAGCUUGCUAGUCAUAGCUGAGUGAGUUAAUUAGGAACCGUUAACCGUUAAGUUAACGCUAGCUAAGCUAACUAGGAUUAACCAAAACACCAAAGGUGAGUUAGCUGAGUUAACCAGCUAGGUAUAGGUUUGUUAGUGGAUAAAAAAUGUGUGUUAGCUAGUUAGUGUUAGUGUAGUGACAUCAUUACGUAAUUUUAUUUUUUGUGCCAGAAGCACGGGUUUCUUUCUUUCUUUAAAGAGCUAAUUGGAAGUUAGUUGCCAUGGUAACUGUUUUCCAUUAGCAUUCAUACAUUUCUAUCCAUGUUAGCAUUGUUUCCCAUGUUAAUUUCGCAACACACAAAUGAACUGAAACCUUCGAUAAUUUUUUUUUAAAUGCGUAAAAAGCGAAAGCUAAGAGAAAAGCACCUGGCAUCAUGCUAGCCGUGUUAAUCGUUAGCAUGCUAGCUGACGUUUCCGCACGUUUCUAGCCACGUUAGCAUGUUUCCUGUCCGCUUCACACACCGCCUUUAAAUAUUUUAACUUUAUGUCGUGUUCGUGUUGUUUGGACGUAAAAAGACUUUCUGUAAGGAAUUUUUCACCUUGUAUGUGUAUGUAUGUGUGUGUGUGUGUGUGUGUGUGUGUGUGUGUGUGUGAAAGUAAAA